Molecule: messenger RNA, 1128 nt
Organism: Danaus plexippus (monarch butterfly)
Lineage: Eukaryota; Metazoa; Arthropoda; Insecta; Lepidoptera; Nymphalidae
Product: cilia- and flagella-associated protein 298-A
Exons: 4
Coding region: 88-966 (292 amino acids)
Biological process (GO): regulation of cilium movement
Source: RefSeq, a predicted model, not a curated record
AACGAGAUAACAAUACUCACCGUAGCAACCUGUUUGUUCGAUAAUACGGAAUUUACAUUAGCGCAGAUUGAUCGUAAAGCAACCAAAAUGGUUAUCCUACAUGUAAAAAGAGGCGACGAAAACCAGUUCCUCUAUGAGACGACAGUGAAUAGUUCCGUUGAUGAUGUUGUUAGAGGUGUGACGGCUAUAUUCAAUGGGAGGCUGAAGGUAACGAGGAUUUGCUAUGAAAUGGAAGAAUUGCAGAAACACGGCACCUUCCUACCACCGGAAAUGCAGGGAUUGAAUGAUGAUCAGAUCAAGGAGCUUAAAUUAGAAGAUCCUUGGGCAAAGCGUUGUGCUCCCGUGGGAUAUAUUGAAGCAAAGGACGAAAUGUGUCGUAGGUGUGGUUUGGCUCCUCCGCCCAACCUUCAAGAAGUACUCAAGAAGGCUGCAGAGACAGCUAAAGAGAUCAUUAGCAAGAAACAUGUUGAUCUUCGUAAAUGCCUGACCCAAAAAGACGUUUCUAGAGCACUCGAUGAGCUUCGAGGUGCAACUAAGAUAGUUUUCCCAGCCGGCCUUCCUCCACACGAUCCCGUGCGAAUGGAACUUGAUAAUGUUGAAGAUCUAUCUGGAACCCAAGCCGCUAAUGAGGUGAUCGAUCCAUCCAGGGCAUGUCUUUGGACGUGCGGGAAAAAACUAUUGAGUGGCAAUCUGUUGAGUGAUCAUCUAGGGAAAAAUGAUAAAUCUAAAGUAACAGUCAAGCUAUGCUCCGUAUCCGAAGGAGCGCCAGGUCGUGAACCAGUACUUACAGAAGAAGAGAGAAAGCAGCUGAUGCUUCAAGCAUAUCGGAAGCAAGAAGAAUGGAAGAAAUUGGAACAGGACGAUGAUGAUAAUUACUUGAACUCAAAGUGGGCUGAUGGUCAAAAUUUAAAAAGACAGUUCCAUGGAUUGAAUAACAUUGAUUGGAAACCAAUGAUUAAGAAAUAAGCAGUUGAUUGAAAGUCAUAAUUAAAUAAAUAUCAUAUGUUUUUCAUUGAUUACUUUGACUUUUGACAAGUACAUAAGAAUUAAUUUGCUUAUGCUAUUUGACUUUAUUCUUGCUUAUGCUCUUUGACUUUAUUUUAAUUCAUUACAUUAAAAACGAAUAAA